UCAUCACGUCGCAGCAACGCCCGUCCUGCGCUCGUACAGGCAGCUAAUGCGUGGGGCGUGCUGGAGUGUCGGGAGUUUAAUGAAGCUAACACGAGAUCCAGCGGUAAUGGACGCAGGACGAGUCUUAAAGUGAAGCAGCGGCGAAACCUUCAACCAUGGCGACCCGAGAGUCGAGGCUGAUGGUGAAGCAGGAGCAGGACGACGACUCUGACGCAGAGGAGCCCACUGUUUCCUUCAGGAGAGCGGAGCAGCAGAUCAUCCACAGCGGACACUUCAUGGUGUCCUCCCCGCACACCGAGCACCCGCCGAAGAAGGGCUACGACUUCGACACCGUCAACAAACAGACCUGCCAGACCUACCGCUUCGGAAAGACCAGCACGGCGCAUUUCUCCAUCGACGCGUCGCUGACCAAGCUCUUCGAGUGCAUGACGCUCGCCUACAGUGGAAGGUUGGUGUCUCCGAAAUGGAAGAACUUCAAAGGCCUGAAGCUGCUGUGGAGAGACAAGAUUCGCCUCAACAAUGCUAUUUGGAGAGCCUGGUACAUGCAGUAUGUAGAGAAGAGACAGAACCCUGUGUGCCAUUUCGUCACUCCUUUGGAUGGAAAUAUGGAGUCAGGAGUGCAUCGGCCGACAGAGGCCAUCGCUACAGAAGGAAAGUACUGGAAAAGGAGAAUCGAAAUCGUGAUCCGCGAAUAUCAUAAAUGGAGAACAUAUUUCAAGAAAAGAUUGCAGAAGCACAAGGAUGAAGACCUGUCAAGCCUUCUCCGGGGUGCGGAGGAACAGUUUUCACUGUUUGGGGAAGUGUGUCCCGACACCUGCCGUGUCCUCUUGUACCAGGAUGAGGACGUGAGCGCGGGGGGGCGCCGCAGGUCCCGCAGGAGUCACGAUUCACCUGUCCCAAUGGAGAUGGACCUGCUCUUCGACAUGGACGUGCUCAUGUCCGAGUUCUCCGACACGCUCUUCUCCACGCUGGCCUCUCAUCAGCCUGUAGCGUGGCCCAACCCGAGAGAGAUCGCCCAUGCAGGGAAUGCAGAUAUGAUCCAGCCAGGCCUCAUCCCACUGCAGCCCAACCUGGACUUCAUGGACACGUUUGAGCCUCUGCAAGAUUUGUUUCACACGCUGCGUCCUUCAGCCUUCCCCCCCGCCCCAGCGGUCAGUGCCUUGACCAGCAGCAGCUCCCAAACACAGGCUCCUCUGCUGGACUACCGCCUCAUCCCCUCUGCUCCUUUGUCCAGCCACCUCUCCGUCUCCGCUCAGGACAAUGGUAACGCUGCUGACCCGUCCUACCAACAAACCUACAUGGCUCUGUUCCCGGAACAAGUGAGCCCGUCUGUCCCAGCAGCCCCUCAGUCGGUCCAGUGUGGAGGUGUUUCCACCGUCACUACAGUCCCGAGUGUCCCGAGCGUCCCGUCUCCGUCCGCAGUCACAGUAGCCCCGUCUGAUGCAGCCACCACCUUCAGUCCCAGAUCAAGCUUCGAGCUGUCGUCUCCACAGCCGACGGCCUCCGCCUCGCUCCACCCACAGCCGGUCAGCUUCGCCUCGCCCAAAUCCAUUCUGCCUCCGGUCUCCAGCAAAAAGAGCAGACACACACAGAGAGCGAUUGUCCCGCUGCCAUCUCCUCAGCUCAUACUCACAGGUCCCAGCAGUGCUAUGAUUGUCACGUCAUCCUCUCUCAGCGCUGAUGUGGUCCUGGCCCCCCCCAGUAUUCCUCGUGGAUCCACCGGUUUUCAUAUUCUCCCUCAGACACAAAAGCCUCCACAACUUAUUGUACCCAAAGAGGAAACUGCCACAGCUAUAUCCAGCAAGAAGACAUCCGUACGGUCAGCAGGUACAGCACAUGACAGACGAGUCUCGGGUCAAGGGUCACCUCUGGGAGCAGAACAGGUCCCGAGCCCCCAGUCACCCCUCAACCCCUGCGCAGGCAAAAACGAAGCCAGUCAGGGGGAACUAGGAACUCUGUUAACUGGCCAACUGAGCAAGAGCCGCAGAGUGAAUCACAUAUCAGCUGAGCAGAAGAGGCGAUUCACCAUCAAUGCCUGCUUCAAGACGCUGUGCAAUCUCGUGCCGACUCUCAGGCCUCAAUCGAAUAUCAGUAAUGCUGCGACUCUUCAGAAGACCGUUGACUACAUUAGCAAACUGCAGCUAGAGAGACAGCAGAUGCAGGAAGAGACUAAGAGACUACGAGAGGAGAUCGAGGAGCUCAAUGCAUCUAUAAGCUUGUGUCAGGAACAGCUCCCUGAUACAGGGGUUCCCAUCGCACGCCAUCGCUUUGACCACAUGAAGGACAAGUUUGAUGACUAUGUGAAGAACAGAACUCUUCAGAACUGGAGAUUCUGGAUCUUCAGUGUCAUUAUUCAUCCUCUGUUUGAGUCCUUCAAUGGAACGGUGUCGACCAACAACAGCACAGAGCUGUGUGAGACCACCAUGCAGUGGCUGGAUCGUUACUGCGCCCUGCCAGUCCUCCGACCAAUGGUACUCAGGACGUUACGACAGCUCUGUACCACCACCUCCAUCUUGACGGAUCCCUCACUUUUGCCCGAGGAAGCUAAAAAGGCUGCUCUCAACCCAAAAAAACAUUCCUCAGGAUCUUAGUUUCAACACUCUGACGUCUAAAAUGUGAUUUUUAGUUUUUAUUUUCCAGGGCAUAUAAGUCUUCAAGGAGCCUGGACAGCAGCACUUCUUGCACUCUUUGCUUUGUCGUUCAUCAUUGUGCUCCACUCAGACUGGUGGAAAUGCAAGAGAACUGCUUGAUUGUCUGCUUUAAAUCUGUUGAUAGAAGUGUUGUGGGCGUGAAAUGGAGAUCUCGACGUACAGUGCAUGGUCAAACCCCUUUUGUGUGUUCCUCUUGUGGAAAGGACAGACACUUCAUUAGCAUUUGUCUUAAUGGGACAGUCUCGAUAAGAACAAGUUCCCUUUUUCUCAUUUGAAUUUGAAAGUGGAUUUAUUUAGAAAUGACAAACCAAAGGCAGUCUCUCGUUUACAUUUAUGCUCGUGUUCCUCAGACUUCAUUACGCUUCACUGGAGCUGUUGCCUUUAGAGAGAUUUUACCUCUCAGGGUGUUUGUUUGUUUUCUUUUGUAUAUUUGGGAAUCCUCCAUAUUUAGUGCUGUUAGUGGAGCCAGUUCAUCCAAAAACUGCAGCACCCCUUAACAAAUACCAGGAUCAAGACUGGCUUUUUGAAGUGUGUGGAUAGAUGCAUGGACGUGUAAAAAAAAGUAUGAGCUAAAGUUACAAAUACUUGUAGUCAUAUGGUAAAGCACAUUUGUUGUGCGUUAAAUCAAGUAGAGCUAUAGAAGAAAAGAGUUGUACUCUGUAUAGGUUUGUUUCUUUGUUUUAAGAUAUCAUUUUAAGUAUAUCAUGUUAAACAGUACUUUUAAAAGCAUUUAUUUUUUCCUGGGAGCAUG
This is a messenger RNA of Carassius carassius (crucian carp), 3402 nucleotides long. Its product is annotated as MLX-interacting protein-like. NCBI's taxonomy places the organism in Eukaryota, Metazoa, Chordata, Actinopteri, Cypriniformes, Cyprinidae. Gene Ontology annotation, biological process: regulation of transcription by RNA polymerase II. The coding region runs from base 156 to 2591 and encodes 811 amino acids. Gene Ontology annotation, molecular function: DNA-binding transcription factor activity, RNA polymerase II-specific; protein dimerization activity; RNA polymerase II cis-regulatory region sequence-specific DNA binding. The record is from RefSeq and is a predicted model, not a curated record. The transcript has 18 exons. Gene Ontology annotation, cellular component: nucleus.